This is a messenger RNA of Eutrema salsugineum, 646 nucleotides long. Its product is annotated as zinc finger protein ZAT12. The record is from RefSeq and is a predicted model, not a curated record. Gene Ontology annotation, biological process: response to stress; response to chitin. The coding region runs from base 52 to 501 and encodes 149 amino acids. The transcript has a single exon. Lineage: Eukaryota; Viridiplantae; Streptophyta; Magnoliopsida; Brassicales; Brassicaceae.
AUUUCUCAACCAAAACACACAAACAAAAAGUUUCUUUAGAAAUCAAAUCAAAUGGAAAAGGAAAGAGAGAUGGAGAUGAUCAACAAGAUGGCAAGUUGCUUGAUCCUUCUAUCAAAGGCUCACCAAAACGACACCAAAAGCCGUGUUUUCGCGUGCAAGACAUGCAACAAAGAGUUCCCGUCGUUCCAAGCCUUGGGAGGCCACCGAGCAAGCCACCGCAGAUCGGCGGCACUUGAAGGCCACGCGCCUCCAUCUCCGAAGAGAGUCAAACCGGUGAAACACGAGUGUCCCAUAUGCGGUGCCGAGUUCGCCGUAGGGCAAGCGUUGGGUGGUCACAUGAGGAAGCAUCGAACAGGAGGAGGUCGGAGUUUGGCACCGAAGCCGGUGACGAUGAAGAAAUCCGGUGGUGGUAAUGGAAAGAGGGUUUUGUGUUUGGAUUUGAACUUGACGCCAUUAGAGAAUGAAGAUUUGAAGUUGGAGCUUGGAAGGUUGAUUUUCUAAUUUACAUCUUUGAUUUUCUUCUUCUUUUGGGGGUAUACUUGUGUAGAGUAAGGUUAUUUUAUUUAUCUAAUUUUUUUUUUAGGCAGUAAGUUUUGUAUGAAGAACUUUAUGGUACCGUCAUGUAUAGAUACAUAUAUACAUCUUA